AUGUUGACUGCAGGAAGUCCGAUGUGCAAACGUAGUCCACAGAGUGGAAGUGGUGGGAGUGGUGGAGGAGGGGGUAAUGGCUAUGUGGACUCGUCCAGCUAUUCGUACGGAGAUUCGGGUGGAGGCUAUCAGAACAUGGAUUCGCAGAGCUUCAGAGAUGAACGAGACCAAUUUUUUGCUAGAAGACAGGAUGAAAAUGCUACCAGACCAGAAAAUUUACCUCCCAGUCAAGGAGGAAAAUAUUCAGGAUUCGGCUACACAAGGGAAGCACCACCCAAAAGCUCUUCGCAAGAAUUCUUCGAUACAGCCGUUUCUUCCUUAGCAUCGGGCUGGUCAAUGUUUUCUUCAUCAGCUGCUAAAAUAGCAAGUAAAGCUUCUGAAGGAGCUAUCAAGGUUGGCGGUAUUGCAACACAAAAGGUAGCUGAAAUUAGUGUUACUGUUGGCGAUAAGGUAAAAGAAGGAAAGUUGUUAGAUGACGUAUCUACCCAAGUAUCCAAUUUGACUACCAAGGUGGGGGAACUGGGACGUCGAGGCUGGCAGGAUUUGUCGGGCACCAACACACCCGCACCCACACCCACACAGGGCUCCAUCCCCUCUUCUCCAGAUUUCUUGUCGUCGGAGAAGUCGUCAUUGCUGAUUGAAGGAAACAAUGCAACACAAGCCACCACACAGCCCAGGAAACAAGGCUGGGAGGAGGAUAGCUGGAAAGAGCCGACCAUUAACCCCAAGAAACGCACUCAGAAUGCAAGCUCCACGUCCGCCAAUGUAGAUCCGAGAAAUAAACUUGAAGAUGAAGCCUGGGAAAUGCUCAACAAUUAGAUCAGUCCGACAUUUCCAAACAUUCUAUUUGAAACGAUACUGAACAUUGUCAAAUAACUUACACAUAUAUUUUGAAUUUAAAUUCAUUUCACAUUUUAUAUAUCAAAGUGUAUUCAAUGUUACGAAUGAUAGUAUUUUACUUUUAAAAUAUUUAUUUGAUUCCAGAAUAUUCUGUAUUCGUAUUGAGGUUUUAUCCAUGGUUAUAUAAUAUUCAUAAUAUGUGUUAAUUGUUAAGAUCAAUAAUUCAUAUCAUUGAUGCUUGAAAACCAAAUUAAUCAACUCAAAAGCCUUUUUUGCUGUUAGCUACUGGGACCAGGAUGUCAUUUGUAAUGUUAAUAAAAAUAUUGUUAUUGAAUGCUCUAUGUUGAUAUCUGUUGAGAUUUUUUAAGCUCGGUAAUUUUCCGCUGAGUUUUAAUUUUGCAAUUUGAAGAAUCAUCUUGAUUCGACCAUUGCGAUAUUAUUUAAUUUUUGGACUAGUAAGAUCCAGGACGAUGCUUAGCAUUGUUUUGUUUUCCAAUUAACAAUAUUUUUCAGCUUGUUUAUAUAAUAUUUGCAUUAAACCUAAAAAAAUUUUAAAUUUAAAAUUGUUACUCUUAUUAUCUCUAUGAAAUAACCGUUUUUAACACCAGGAAAACAUGGCUUUUGGGUUGUUUCAAUUUAUUAGACAUUCGUUGGCACUUGUCUGUGAUUGUAAUCAAAUUAUUUAGUCGGUUGUUAAAGUAUUUAUUCAAGUGACAGUGCAGUGCGGAAGGAUUAUCAUUUAAGUGCAUCGUUGCAUUUGGACAUCCAGAAAAAAUCAAUAAAUUGGACAUCUAGUUUUAUGAUGAUGACUAUAACUAUAAUAAAUAUAAACAUUCAUUCCAGG
Nilaparvata lugens (brown planthopper) is the source of this 1684-nucleotide messenger RNA. RefSeq names its product ADP-ribosylation factor GTPase-activating protein 1-like. The record is from RefSeq and is a predicted model, not a curated record. Gene Ontology annotation, biological process: regulation of endocytosis; regulation of ARF protein signal transduction. The coding region runs from base 1 to 819 and encodes 272 amino acids. Gene Ontology annotation, cellular component: Golgi membrane. NCBI's taxonomy places the organism in Eukaryota, Metazoa, Arthropoda, Insecta, Hemiptera, Delphacidae. Gene Ontology annotation, molecular function: GTPase activator activity. The transcript has 7 exons.